AUGCCUCGUAUUUCAUGGUGAUUUUGGCCGAUGCAUUCUGUACAAAGGAAGUUAAACUUUCCCGUCGAUUUCUUGUUACGUGACAAAAUCAGCAAUUGCGAUCAAUAUUGCUCAUCAUUAUGCCAAGGUAUGGUUCCAAGACCUACAGCCGUACAUUACGUGCAGGCACAACCUCCAACACACAGUUCGACGAACUCUUCACUGAUUCCAGUGUCCGUCGGCGACCAGUGACACGCUCCUCCCCGACCAAAGGUUCGCAAAUGAAAACCUCCCCAAUGAAGUCCCAUAAUGCAGUGGUGAAGCAGGUGACGUCAGGGAACGCUGUGCGGUCAGCACGUAAUUCUGAGCAGCCAGACACACUCAGUAGCCCAAAGAGGAGACGAUUGGACAGCGGUAACGAUGACCCGUUUAGCUUCAGCAGUGAUGAUGACGCAUCACGCUCACCAAUCAAGAAAAACGAUGUGCGGACAGUCACAUCUCCCAAUAAGUUAUCUGGGCUGGAUAAUCAGCCAGCAUUGAGACAAACACGGGCCAGCAGUGCCCAAGCUCUCGCUGAUAGCAAGAUACAGACCAGAUCAUCUGGGAACAGCAAGCCUAUAACGUUGGCCGACCGAACGAAAAAGCAAACUUCUAUCAUGCGCUAUGUCAAGAAACUCCCCCAAGGGGAAAAUGAUCGCUCGGCUACCAAUCAACAAACCUCAGUUCUACCCAAUUCAAACGAUGCAAUGAGAACGAUAGCAGCCCCACCCACAACUAAAUCUGCUAAGCCAUACCCGAAGCCCACCUCCACAAACUCUGUGGAGUCCCUCUCUCAGGUCAGCAAUUCCUCUGAGUCUAGCAGUGCCCUCUAUAGUCUGAACAGCACACCAAACUCGGGAGGAAUGUCGCCGACGCAAGUCCUUAAUUCCAUCACCUCCCAGCCCAGCUCUAGCGAAGAAGGCAGCAUUUUGCUCCUAUCUGACGGAGAGUACAAUCAACCCACAGCGACAACGGCACAGAGUCAAGUUUCCCAUCGGACGUCAAGCAAACCCUCACAAGCGUCCAAGCAUGAACAAGUGAACUUAGCGUCAGUCGAAAACUCAAAAGACGAGUUUGAUUUCACAGAUAGCGAUGAAUCGGACGAUGAGUACAGCCUGCAGCCUCCCAAUGCAAUCGCUGGUUUUAAGGACAAAAACCAAGAUGCUAAGAAAAUCUUCAACAGCCCCAAAAAGUCCCCGGCCAAGGCUCGCUACAACGCUAGGUCCUGGAAUGCACCCACUAGUCCGGAGGAACCGGAGAAAAACAACGUAGCAGAAAAGCCCAAAUCGCAACCCUCCCUGAAAAAAUGGCAGUCGGAUCCUUCAAAUAAGGCAUCGACAAGUGGCUAUAGCGGUCGGGGUGCUAGACCAGGGGUCAGAGGUGGUGCCAAGGGGUUGACCAGACAGGUCACCUACCCAACCAAGGUCAACCACUCCAUCGUGACCUCGCUGAAGUGCGACAAACAGGAGAAAGGGCUUUACACGGUGGUGCAACACGUCAAGCAAGCCACCCAAUGUCAGGAGUCGGGAGAGAGUCAGCAGUAUGCUGACGACAUUGAGUAUCUGAGAGAUGGCUUAGAACCGAUUGCCUCGACAUCCACACGCUGUCUCAGUACCAUCAGCCUGGUUGAGAAGUGUGCAGCUCCAGCCUUCCGUCUUCACCUGCGAGCUCACGGAACCAUCAGCAAGCUGUUUGCUGCCCUCAGGGACGCUGAUCACUUCCCGAGCCUAGCCCUAUGCACCUCCGGUCUGAUGUACAUGCUGAGCCGUGAUCGUCUCAACAUGGACUUGGACCGUGACUCCCUUGACCUGCUGGUGCGGCUGCUCAGUGUAGAAUCAGAGAUGACGUCCGAUCAGUGGACCGAGACCAAGAAACAGGACUACGAUCGCACUAAGGAGAAACUGAGGAGUAUCCUAGAAGAGGUUCCUAACACUUGCAGUAUGGCUAAGGAUUUGGACUUGGACGGUCUGUCGAGUGAAUAUUUAGCCAUGGAAUCCUUACUGUCUCUGACAUCACGCCGAGCUGGUGAAUGGUUCAAAGAGGAACUUCGUCAAGUUGGCGGGCUGGACCACAUAGCAGACACAGUGAUAGGAGUAGGAGAGAAGCUUGCAACCUUGACCCCAGGCACUGACCCUGCCAACUUGGAGCUGAUUGAGAGACUCAGUGGCUGUCUGCGCGUCCUGGAGAAUGUGACAUUCCUGAACACUGAGAAUCAACAGUAUCUCCUAGAACUCAACGACUGUAGCUUAGUCAAGGCCUUCGCUAGUAUGUUACCUUUGUGUGCUCAGCGUGUCGAGAGUUGCCGUGAUCAAGAGAGAACGUUACGCCUUGGUAAAGAGAAGACACCCGGCGGUAAGAUGAGACUGUGUCUGCUGGCACUGCUGCGAGUUCUGCUGAACAUCACCCAUGAUAAUGAAUGGGGAAGCAUGAAAGUAGGGGAGCAAUCUGGUAUGAUCAGCAACACCUUGUUCUGUGUGCUUCAAGUGGCGCAACACAUCGCCCACGACCAACGCUUUGAUCUACUGGUGCUGAGUCUUGGUGUUCUCAUCAACCUUGUCGAGCAUUGCCCAGGCAACGCUAAGAUCCUGACCAACACGAUGACCAGCUACUCCUACGACGCUCAGAAAGACGAGAAGGAUAAAUUUACAAAUAGGGAGGAGGUUUGCUCGUUAGAAGCACUCACACAGCUGUUUAUGCAGCGGUAUCGUGCAGCAUCUCGCGCCGAGCGAGAGCCAGAACCAGGCGAGGAACCUCAUGAAGAUGAGGAUGAGGAUUACAGUGAGGCUCAAGCUGGUCUGGAAUGGGUGGAGAUUGAAACCUCAGGGACAGGAGGUCCCAAUGACCUCACAGAGGAAGAGAUCAAACGGUCCGUCAGUAAAGUGCUGCACACAGCAGGUAAACACAUGGAGGACAGCAUUGUAGCUUCCUACACUGCACUGCUCAUUGGAUGUCUGGUCAAGGAUAAUCACAUGAACGUUACUCGCGUGCGUAGCUUCCUACCAGACGGGGAUUUCAACUGCAUGGUACAAAUGCUACAGAAGUUCCUGUCCUUUAUUGAAUUGACGAAUGCCGCCGGCAACACCGGCAGUAAAUCCAUAUCCAAGAUUAUUGAGGUAUUAGAUCACCUUUAGCUGAGUGGUACAGUCCAGCAGAGUGUACAGUUGAAUCAUGGACUCUUCGAUAGGACAUCAACAACAGGGGUGUGGGAAAUAGCAUGACCAAACUGAAGGGAAGUUCACCUAUUACUGUAUGUAAAUGUUCCGCCAUAAAGACACACAUUUGCAAAAUUCAAAAUUCAUAGACACUUUUUGCUUUAACUGUACAAUAUCGGUCACACGUCAUUGAAACUCAGUUAUGUUGCAUUUAAGCAGCCAAGUGGGUCGUUUCUAAGAGGUUGCAAUGCAUGCUGGGAAAUCUGCCGGAGAACUCAUUUCACUGUUUAGUCUUCUGCCACUGUGUACAUCUGUCCAUAAUUCAUUUUUAUGAAGGCAUAACAGUUUGGCAUUCAUUGUGAAGGAAAUUUGCAUCCCGUGCUAACGUCCUGGUGCAUGUUGACCACAAGAGGGCGCUUUCGUGGUUACAUCAUCCAGAACCGAAGGGGACACGAAGCUCUGAUGUCACUUUGCAGUGCUGUCAAGUGUUUGCAUUGCUUUGGCCACAUUGGCCAAACUGAGCAUACCCUGACAUAGAAUGGUUUGACCCAGGCAAGCAUUCCUUGUAGUGUAAUCCCGGACCCUGGCACUAGCAACGCAGGGUUAUAAUAUCUCUGUGGAGGGGGAGUGUGUCCAUUUUAUAAUGGCUCCAAAAGGUUGCAUUUCUCUUUCCUUAUAGGUGAGCUAUCUAUUUUUGUAAAUUAGCUUGAAUGUGGAUAAUUUAAACAGAAGUGUAUCGUUCAUUGUACAUAUAAUUCAUGGUAAUAGGCCCAUAUUUUAUGAAAACAUUUUGUCUUCUUUCAUGGGUGAACUGACUUUUAUGUGUCGGGGGAAUAAUUCGUAAUAACUCUCACUAUUAUCAAUUAUCAAUAUAUUUUAAAUCAUUGAUUGGAAAUAAGUCUCUCUUUUUUGUUACAUUUGUUUCAUUUUGAAUAAAACAUUGUUUUUGUGUUUUGGGAAAAUUGUUGGACAUGCACAAAAAUCAGGCAAAAUGAGGAUUUUCUCUGAUAGAGUUUCCCCAUCUCUGUCAUGUUUAUUGAUGGCACUGCUUUAUAUUUUUUGGAAACUUUGAUUGCAUAAAAGUAAUUUUGGGUGGGUUUAAGGUGAAUUUCUUUGUUUUUGACAUGUAAAUGUUGAUUAUUAAUUAUACUCGUUGUGACCUAUAAUGAUCCAUUUAUUUUUUUCGUGUACAUUUUAAUUAUUUUAAAUAAUGUUGUCUUGCAAUUGUGGAUUGAAGUUGUUUAAAUGCGUAAGCAAAGAGUUUCGUCACAAUUUUUUUUUUUUUAAGAUAUCUUUUAAUUUGGCCCACUAAUCAUGAUUAUGUUGUAGUUAAAUGACAAACUUCUAAAUUUAUAUGUGUAGGUUGUGGUUUGGAAUCCUAAACAAUGUCAGUUAACACCAUCAAUUUGUUAACUUUCAAACUGACCACCUUUUAGUCCUCAAAGUAAUGUUCGUAUGUUACAAUUGGAUGACAACAAUUUGAAAUCAGGCGACAAAAUUUGUGCAAAACGGGAUAAUAUUGGACCUUAUUUUGUUUUGAAAAAUUGUAAAUACAAUGGGCUACUCUAUUUAUGAUCAAAUAUGUGGUUCCAUUUUCUGGCUAAAUUUAAAAAUGGAUUUAAAAUCCCAUUUUGUAUCAAACACAUAAAUUUUCCGUAAUUUGAUGCCAUGAUUUCUCAUUCUAAUUUGGGGGAAAACAUGAACGUAUUUGGUCUUUUUUCCUUCAAGAAAGGGUUUAUAACUUACGAGUUGGUUGUAUGUACAGUUAGUAAGGUUUAGGGUUCAACCAGUUUAGAUAUUAAUUUGUGAAACUAUGAAUUUUUGGAACAAAAGUUGGUGGUGUAAUUGUUAAUGUAUAGAUAAACCCUUGUUGUAAAUGUAACUUGGAGAGAGGACUAAAAAGGGCGAUUCCAGAUGAAUAAAGUAACAGAAUCAUAGGAGUUCAACA
Messenger RNA from Patiria miniata (bat star), 5118 nucleotides. It is a transcript of the gene wapl, whose product is annotated as wings apart-like protein homolog. The record is from RefSeq and is a predicted model, not a curated record. Lineage: Eukaryota; Metazoa; Echinodermata; Asteroidea; Valvatida; Asterinidae. The transcript has 15 exons. Bases 120 to 3149 code for a protein of 1009 amino acids. Gene Ontology annotation, biological process: regulation of chromosome condensation.